Nelumbo nucifera (sacred lotus) is the source of this 1407-nucleotide messenger RNA. The record is from RefSeq and is a predicted model, not a curated record. NCBI's taxonomy places the organism in Eukaryota, Viridiplantae, Streptophyta, Magnoliopsida, Proteales, Nelumbonaceae.
ACACACGGUCAAAUCGUUUGACCCAUGACCCGGAAAACUUUUUCGGUUUUAUGGUGGUCCGAAGUUGAAAUCAUUGUACGGAUGGGUUCUCGGUGAUUGCAAACACGUGUGCUUUAUUGACACGUAAGCACAUGGGCUUUUCGGUCAUUUCCCAUAAACAUAAACCUGGCUCGAAGAAAAGCCCUAAAUGCCACCGUAUUCUCUUCUUCCUCUUCGCUCAACGGUCUCUUCUAUCUCACUCUGCUCAACGGCGCAAAAAGCUCUCUGCUUUCAGGUGUCACCUGAUUCUUCAACAUCAUCAAUCAACAGUAAGUAGCAGUAGAGGGAAUUUGUUACAGAAGAGACGGAACUCUGACAAACCAAUGCUUCUCGUCCUUCAAGUACUUGAGGAAGACCUCCACAGAAUUUGCUCAAGGACCAAGGUAUGCAAUUAUCUCCAUUCAAUUUAAUAGAUGCCAUAUGUCGUCUGUCCCGAAAAACAAUCAUACCCAACAACUACACUUAGCUUGACUUCAUUAGUUCCACUUCUAGAUGCUGCAAAAAUAUCUCUGGACAUCACAAACCACAAGUAACUAUCCUGAAAUCAGUUCCACAACUGAAACAAAACACUUGUUUCACCUUCUUGCUUCAUUCACAGCGCACACAGUCCUACUUUCAUACACUUUUAACCAUAUAACAGCAGUAAAGCCAUCAAUUCCAGCACCUUACUCUUAUCCCUGUUUGUACUGUCAAAUAGAGGGUCUAAACCGCCAAUUCUGCCAUAAGACACCAUCACACCAAUUCACUACAGUGAUAUCCCUGUCUGUACUGUCAAAUGGAGGGUCUAAACUGCCACUAAACGCACAACUACACACAUGGUGACUGCAAUAACAACUGAUACAGCAGCUCCUUUUAAAGGUUACUGUCAUGGUAAAAAAGUGCCACUCACCAAAAGAGAAACAGCACGCAGCACACUCCUAAAUGCCGUGGUCAGGUUGCAGCCUCCAUGCACCCUAGAACCAAUCAUAGGCUUCAGGUUGUCUUCUAGGAUACAUCAUAGCCUAAAGAAAUUGUCAUAUCCGCAUGUCUCUUAUCAGUUUUUUUUUUUGUAAGAUGAUGAUCUUUGCUUUUGGGUGUGCGUGUGUGUUUUCUUUUUUCUUCUCUUCUGAGAUGCUUGCUCUUUUCUUUGGUCAGGGGCCACUUCUUUUUGUUCAUCUCUUCUAUUGUAGUCCUCCCAAGUUUUCUUUCGUAAUAUGUAUUUAAACUAUGAUAAAGUUGCUAUAUUGGGGACAUAGAAGGAGCUAAUGCAGAUGAUAGUCUAUGAUAAACUUUCGUGUGGAUAUCAAGGCUUAUUUCAUCUUUCCAUGCCAAUUGCAUCCAAUUAAAUGAAAAGAAAGUCCUGAAAUUAGUUGGAAUGAUUUUGUAUAU